UUUUCUGGUGCAGUGGAGGAUUGUUUUGCCGACAGUGAAAGGGGCAACUUAACGCAGGAUGUCACCAACUGGAGAGAUUCAGGACGCACAGCAACAGACCAGGAUGGGAGCAUGCAGAUGGCAGAUAUGCAAGAGGCACCUCUUAUCAAAAUGGAAAAUCUUGACACCAGUAGAACGGAAGAGAUUGUCCAACUGGUCAGUGACAGCAGUGAGAAGAUCAUUGUGGCAGAACCAGGUGCUUCAUCAUCUACUGAAAUCACAGACCUUCUGGACCAGCAGGGCAACAGACACAGAGCUCCAGACACCUCACUCAAUUUAGAACCUGAAAACCAGACGUUCCAUCAUCCAGCAUCACAAUACAACAGAGCAAGACAGGACCAUCCGGUUGCUGAGGGUGUGACCUGGGAAUCUGACCAUCAACCCAUAGAAUACAGCCUGUCCCAAUGGACAGAGAACCAAGUGACUGACAACCCAACUGUGAAUGUUCCUCACAAUGCAGGGCCAGACUCCAAGAGGCUGUCUGGACAUCCAGAGAGGAGAGGGGUGUCUGGUAACUCUGGUGUCUGCAUGUCUGCUUUGGUCUCUCUGGACUGGCUGCCUGAUGUGGUGAUGGUGGACUCAGUUCCCAUUAAAGUGGAGGCAGAUAUGAGUUCAGAAUGGAGCAUAACUGGCCAAGAGGCGACAUCUGGAGAGGUUUGUUCAGACAGCAGGCAGCUUGUGGACAACAGAGGAAGAGGGGGAAUGGAGUCUGGACAGACAAAGUGUCUCCCUGACACUCAACAUGCAGAGCAAGGGACAACUGUAGGACCAAGGUCCAAGAUGUCAGAUUUCAACAGACUGCCCUCCCUAAACAGCUUUUCAUCCCCAAGUGUUACUCUCCUCCAGGUUCCCCAAAGAGGGAAGCCAGCUCCCUUCCCAAAUUUCAACAUAAGUGCCACUUCUUCACCGAAAGGCAUAGAAAAGCAGCCACAACAGCUGACGUCUCACUCCACCAAGAGGCAGCUCCGGUGCAGCCUCUGUGGAAAGCCCUUCCCUCAGCCGGCGCACCUGCGGAGGCACAUGCGGGUCCAUACGGGGGAGAAACCGUACGACUGCAGCCACUGCACCAAGCGCUUCUCCCACAGGCACCAGCUGAAGAUGCACGAGAGGGUGCACACCGGAGAGAAACCAUUUCAUUGCAUCUACUGCGGGAAGUGCUUCACCCAGUCCGGCCACAUGAAGAAGCAUCUCCUCGUCCACACUGGCGGCAGGCCACAGGACGUUGUGCUGCCCUGAGUGUUCCAGGGUGAAGUUCCGACUAGAUACAGAUCUAGGAUCAGCUUCCUCUCCCCCAAUCCUAACCUUUACCACUUGUGGGAAAAAAUGCUAAACUGACCCAACAUCAGCAUCUAGGGGCAACUUCACACUUCUCCACCCGGCGUAAUGCUAGGCAGUGCCAGGAGUUUUUCCUCACCACGUGACAAGACCAAGGAAAAACUCCUGGCCCUAGUUGUAAGGGGAAUGGCUCCACACUACUGGGGUUUUCAUAUGAACACUGGGUCCAUGUGUUUUUAACAGUUUGGAUGUUUUCCACAUUGAACAUUACCCUCUGUGUGUAGUGGUAGUGUUUUCAGUUCAGCUAGCAUGAUGCUUGGUCCAGAGUGGAUUGAUAAUGUAGAAGUUAUUGCAGGUGAAGAUUUUAAACAUCCUUAUGAAUUUGUAUUGAUGCAGUGGUGAACCAAAGAACAGCAAUUAAGAAUUCAGGAAGCUCUGGACAGGUGCCUGGGUGAGCAAAGCCUGUUGGUGGUUGAGAGCUCGUUGCUCGGUUCCUCUCUUAUCUGAACACAGGAAAGAGGAGGAAGGUUCAGGGAAGAGGGCAAUGGUGACCUCUUUUCUGGACAUCGACAUGGCAGAAGAGCAAAGCGACAGUUUCACGGACACCAACACAGUCCUGGCACUGUAAAUGGACAUGGCGACCUAGCUGGUGCAAGUAGAGAGAGUGCUGACUGGAAUGGUAGGCUGUCAGGGGUUGGGUUUAUAGAACUAUCUUCAUACCCCUUUACCCUCUUCAUCAUAUUCAGCCUCGGGAAACAUAUGCCGGUUUUUGAGUCCCAGAAUUAGAAUGAAUAGAAUUCAAACCCAUUCAAUUCAAUCAGAAUUCUCUCUGGUUUAUUCCUUUCCAUUCUGACUGUUUUGAGCAGGCUUGACAGGUUAGGAUGUGCACCAUCACUGUAGACCUGGGGUCUUCAACCUUUCCUUGCCCAGGGAUCCCCGCCCAGGCAAACCGGCCCACCAGGGAUCCUCAUCAUAUGUUAGCAAAACAUUUUUCACAUGUCUUAUCAUCAGAAUGGCAGGGAGAAGUUAUCAACAUUUUAAAAUAAAUAUAAUUUUGAAAGAAUUUUUACCUUCCCACAUUAUAAUUGGAAGAGGAACUCAUGAUAAGGUCAACGUGACAAUGGGUUAAGACUGUGUUAGCCUGUUGAGCUAAAGCCUAGGCAUUGGUCCUGUGACUUGGAUGAGUCUUCAAGGGGGAGGUAAAAUGAGGGUGAAGUCUAACAGGUGGUUUGGUGACCACGCUUAUGUGAUAAGUGACUUGUCACAAAAGCGGAGCCCUGGGUUAAACUUAACACGUCUUCAGCCAGGUUGCUCAUCACAUGCAUGGAUCACCAAACCACGUCUGUUGCACUCUCAUUAAAUGGGUUGCACAGAUCAUUCUGUUUCUGUUUGCCACAGAAAGUGGUCUUGUGCAGGAGGCCUGAUAUGAACCCCAAUCAGUUAAAUUGGUGCCGUGAUCUCUGAGUAUGAGGUCAAAGGGGGGUGAAAUUUAACCGAGGUGGUUCGAUGAACCACUCUCUUUUUAAGAGUAACCUUGCUGGAGACUUGAAGACUUGUGUUAGCUUCCUGAACUAAUCCCUAUGGGCUUUAGUUAAGUGGACUAACACAGUCUUGUGAUAUGCAGGAGACCUGGUUCUAACCCAGUCAGUCAUAAGAGCAAGAUUAAACAGGGAGUGGAAAGGCUGUGCUUAGAAGGGCUGUGACGGGGCAAUGUUUACUUAUGGGAGCCACUUUUUUGUGUCACUCCCUUCUAAUGCAGCAUGUGAUCGUCAUAGAGGGGAACCGAAGACAUGUCCAUAUUUCAGGAAUGGGGUCAUAAUAGUUUAUAGCCAAAACGGUUCAAACGCUAGAGCCAAAUUAAUAGGAAGUAAAUAAAUUCAACAUGCCACAUUGGCUUCAGAAACUGCCAAAAGCUUGUUUACUACAGAGAGCGUUUGAUUCUUUCUGUUCUUUACUUUUUUACUGGCUGGCAAAGUACCCGGAUGUCUCUGGUUUUGAAUCUGAAUUUAGAGAACUGAAUUUAAAAACUAAAUGUAAAUGCAUCUAAGAAGUUGAAUAUGACAUUUUCAUAAACUUGAAAUUAUUGUUUGUAAACUUGAUAGACAAUUAAUGAAAUAUCUAUCAUAUUGAAACUGAAUAUAUAAAUAUUGAAUUUGAAUAUUCAAUAAAAAAAUAUUUUACUGAAUGCUGUAUGUUC
Molecule: messenger RNA, 3511 nt
Organism: Salvelinus namaycush (lake trout)
Lineage: Eukaryota; Metazoa; Chordata; Actinopteri; Salmoniformes; Salmonidae
Product: zinc finger protein 184-like
Exons: 3
Coding region: 112-1275 (387 amino acids)
Cellular component (GO): nucleus
Source: RefSeq, a predicted model, not a curated record